UGAUGGAGGAAGCGCACACAUCUUCAGCACAAGCAGGACAAGGAGUGUCAAAAGCGCACGAUUUUUCUAUAACUGCCCAUUCGCUUGCGUCAGUAUUCGAUGAGCGACUGAAUAGAAAGGAAAGCACCUCCUAUCUUUGGCAUCAAGGGGUUUAAAUCAGAAAAACAGAGAGAGAGAGCUGCAGUGAAAAGGGGAGGACCUGGCUACAUCAACACAUCACGUAUUACUGUCAAAUGUUAUUGCUAUAGAAGAACUCUAGCGCCAAUGUAUUUACUUGAAUGCGGGCAUAUUUAAAUCCGCAUCAUCACAACGGAUCUGAGAAAGUAAACUUGAGGAAACAGAUAACAACAGGGAUCCCAACCCCCCCUCCCCCCCAACAUGCCGGAGCAGAGUAAUGACUACCGUGUUGUGGUGUUUGGGGCUGGCGGUGUGGGCAAGAGCUCCUUGGUCCUUCGCUUUGUCAAGGGAACCUUCCGGGACACCUACAUCCCCACCGUGGAGGACACCUACCGCCAGGUGAUCAGCUGUGACAAGAGUGUGUGCACCCUCCAGAUCACCGACACCACGGGCAGCCACCAGUUCCCCGCCAUGCAGCGCCUGUCCAUCUCCAAGGGCCACGCCUUCAUCCUGGUCUACUCCGUCACCAGCCGCCAGUCUCUGGAGGAGCUCAAGCCCAUCUACCAGCAGGUGCUGGCCAUCAAGGGCAGCGUGGAUGCCAUCCCCGUCAUGCUGGUGGGCAACAAGAGCGACGAGACCCAGCGUGAAGUGGAGACCAAGGAGGGUGAGGCGCAAGCGACAGCAUGGAAGUGUGCCUUCAUGGAAACCUCGGCCAAGAUGAACUGCAACGUCAAGGAGCUCUUCCAGGAGCUGCUCACACUGGAGAAGAAGAGGAACAUGAGUCUGAGCGUCGACGGCAAGCGCUCCGGCAAGCAGAAGCAUGCCGACAAGCUUAAGGGCAAGUGCAGCAUCAUGUAGGGAGGGAGAGAUGAUGCCUGACCACUAGGAGGAAAGACAGAGGUUGGGGAGGGUAGCGGUGGUGGUGGUGGUGGAAAGGGUGUGCGUUCUUGAAAAGACUCACUUCGAGGAAUGGAGGGAAGGUUGGGGUAGGGGUGGGGGUCGUCUGAGAGGGAUUUUGUUAUCCCGAGAGAGGCAACCCCCCCCCUUACUUUAUACCACUGCCCCAUCUCCACCUUUCCCCCACUCUGCUCAUACCAUUAACCAGGAAUUGCCCCUAGGGCACAGUCAACCCGUCUGUCUCACUGGUUUUGAUUUGGAGGUUUGCCUCUCCAUCAAAAAAUGUAUGCCACUAGAGGCCCGAAUAGAAAAGUUUGGGACACAAGAGUCAAGUUCUAAGAGAAGGUCAAAUAUUGAUGCAUCUCUGCUGUGAUGGGAAAAAGGAAAUAAUAUGGAACCCUGAGAAUUCAUAUCCUGUUCAGGGUAUAAUGACAAAAAGGGGGAACUCCCGACACAGUGCCCAUUUCAAUAUUAUUCACUCCACGUACACCCUCUUUUCCCUAUAGCUGUCUGUCUCCUGCUAAUAUGAGAUAGCCACUUGACUCUUAUGAUUGUGAAAGGGAAUAGGGUUGAUUUGCGGGAGAUGAGAGUGUAUCAAGUUUAAUGUGAAAGUAAUGGAAACAUGACUUUCGUCAAUUCAAGGCCAUUUCCAUAAGCACAAGUUGGACUUUCGCCGUUCAGUCUCUCUGUAUCUACCUGGUAAUUGGAUGGGAGUUGAGAACUAGACAUUGUCAUCAAUAAAGGGCUCUAUUCAAUCUGUAUAGCAGAAGUUCAGCGUUACAGCAUGUUCUUGCGUUAGAGGAGACUGCAUUCACGGUAAACGCUGCAUACAGUAGUGCAUUCGGAAAGUAUUCAGACCCCUUGACUUUUCCCACAUUUUUUUAACGUUACAGCUUUAUUUUAAAAUGGAUGGGGGAAAAAUGAUUCAUAAAUCUUCACACAAAUGCCCCAUAAUGACAAAGCAAAAACAGAUUUUUAGAAAUGCUUGCAAAUAAAUUACUCUUUUUUUUUCUUCUAAGAACCUGCUUUCACUUUGACCUUAUGGGGCAUUGGGUGUAGAUUGAUGAGGAUUUGUAUUUAUGUAAUCCAUUUUAGAAUAAGGCUGUAAUUCAAAUGUGGAAAAAGGGAAGGGGUCUGAAUACAUUCCGAAUGCACUGUAUGUUGACCUUUACAUUUCUGCAGCGAAACAGAUUGAAUAGAGUUGUUGACGGAAAGUUAUUUGUUCAUUAAACAGUGCGUUCUGACAUUUUUCAAACCCCUUGACUUUUUCCACCUUUUGUUAUGUUACUACCGUAUUCAAACAUUUAAAACAGGUUUUUAGAAAUUUGAGCAGUUCUUAAAAAUAAAAAGCUGAAAUAUCACAUUUACAUAACUAUUCAGACCUGAAGCACCUAUGUGAGCAAUUACAGUCUUGAGUCUUCUUGGGUAUGACGCUAUAAGCUUGGCACACCUGUAUUUGGGGAGUUUCUCCCAUUCUUUUGUGCAGAUCCUCUCAAGCUCUGUCAGGUUGGAUAGGGAGCAUCGCUGCACAGCUAUUUUCAGGUCUCUCCAGAGAUGUUUGAUCGGGUUUAAGUCCGGGCUCUGGCUGGGCCACUGAAGGACAUUCAGAAACUUGUCAAAGAAGCCAGUCCUGCAUUGUCUUGGCUGUGUGCUUAGGGUUGUUGUCCUGUUAGAAGGUGAACCUUCGCCCCAGUCGGAGGUCCUGAGCGCUCUGGAGCAGGUUUUCAUCAGGGCUCUCUCUGUACUUUGCUCCGUUCAUCUUUCCCUCGAUCCUGACUAGUCUCCCAAUCCCUGCCGCUGAAAAACAUCCCCACAGCAUGAUGCUGCCGCCACCAUGCUUCACCGUAAGGAUGGCGCCAGAUUUCUUCCAGGUGUAACGUUUGGCAUUCAGGCCAAAGAGUUCAAUCUUGGUUUCAGCAGACUAGAGAAUCUUGUUUCUCAUGGUCUGAGAGUAUUUAGGUGCCUUUUGGAAAACUCCAAGCGGACUGUGCCUUUUACUGAGGAGUGGGUUCCGUCUGGCCAUCAUAAAGGCCUGGUUGAUGGAGUGAUGCAGAGAUGAUUGUCCUUCUAGAAGAUUCUCCCAUCUCCACAGAGGAACUCUGGAGCCCCUUCAGAGUGACCAUCGGGUUCUUGGUCACCUUCCUGACCAAGGCCCUUCUCCUUAGAUUCUCGGUGGUUCCAAACUUCUUCCAUUUAAGAAUGAUGGAGGCCACUGUGUUCUUGGGGACCUUCAAUGCUGCAGAAAUGUUUUGGUGUCCUUCCCUAGAUCUGUGCUUCUAAACAACCCUGUCUCCGAGCGCUACGGACAAUCCCCUGGACCUCAUGGCUUGGUUUCUGCUCUGUCAACUGUGGGACCUUAUAUAGUGUAACGGAUGUGAAACAGCUAACUUAGUUACUAAGCUACCUGUUUCACAUCCGUUACAAUAGACAGGUGUGUGCCUUCCCAAAUCAUGUCCAAUCAAUUGAAUUUACCACAGGUGGACUCCAAUCAAGUCGUAUAAACAUCAAGGAUGAUCAAUGGAAACAGGGUGCACCUGAGCUCAAUUUUGAGUCUCAUAGCAUAGGGUCUGAAUAAUUAUGUAAAUAUAUUUUUCACAUAUUUUUCUUUUGAAUUACAUUUGCUAAAAUGUCUAAAAACCUGUUUUCCCUCGGCCAAUAUGGGGUACUGUGUGUAGAUUUGAGGAGGAAAAUAUAUAAAUAUCAAUUUUAGAAUAAGGCUGUAACGUAACAAAAUGUGGAAAAAGUUAAAGUCUCUGAAUACUCUCCGAAUGCACUGUAUAUUACAGGUGCAGGUUAGGCCUAUCAGUGGUUGCUAAUUAACGUUAGCAUGUGUAGUAAUACAAAUAUAGGAAAUAUAGCUGCAAGUGGUCUCUGCAUUUUGCUGUACAUUUGAAAUGCCUUUCCUACCAGUUGACUUGACAUUUUGCAUCAUUUCAACAUUUAAGUGAGCUUUAGCCAAACAAAGCACAAACAAAUAACAAAAGCAACAAGCAGUCAAAGCACGUUCGAAAUGUAAACGUUUUUGAAGAAAUGUAAUGAAUCUCUAUAGCACAAAUAUUUGGACCCUCAUAUCAUUAAAUUAGGUGUCUAUAUCAAUGUUGAUCACAUUAUAUGCCUAUCUUCUGUUAAUAUACUGUAAUUAAUAUAUUUUAUUCUCCAAAUGCUCAUAUUGUCUUGCUUUGCCUCUCCUCCCUAUUGAAUAUUUGUUGCAAUCCAGAAAGCACAUGGCAUUGCUUUAGCAAUAUGACUGCACUUUGAGGAUCUGGAGCACAGUGACAUUUGAUCUUUUGGUAAAUCCUUUGACGUGCUCUGGAUGAAUCAUUUCACUUGAGGGGAUUUUGCAAUUUGAAUCAUAUAAAGGAACUGCCAAAUAAAGACAACUAAAUGUA
Oncorhynchus keta (chum salmon) is the source of this 4403-nucleotide messenger RNA. Its product is annotated as GTP-binding protein Di-Ras1-like. Gene Ontology annotation, molecular function: GDP binding; GTP binding; GTPase activity. The record is from RefSeq and is a predicted model, not a curated record. Gene Ontology annotation, cellular component: plasma membrane. Gene Ontology annotation, biological process: signal transduction. Lineage: Eukaryota; Metazoa; Chordata; Actinopteri; Salmoniformes; Salmonidae. Bases 379 to 975 code for a protein of 198 amino acids. The transcript has 2 exons.